AUGUUUGGCCCUGGGCAGUUGGUCUCCACUCUUCUACCUGCAGUCUUCCACUCGUCCGCAGCUCACUUGUUCCCUGCGUUCCCCACCAGACUGGGCUCCCCUCCACAGAUCCUGAUCCCUGGGCCCCUGAUCAGCUAUGAGUCCCUGCGGAGUUACUUGCAACCAGAGCCCUGCAAAGAGGCUCUGUUCCUGGCCACACAGGCAGCUGGGAUGGGGCAGUUCACGGCCAGCAUGGAUGAACAGAGGCCAGUGAAGCAGCGUCGUGCGCGGGCCAACUACAGCAGCUGGCAGCUGGAGGAGCUGGAGAAGACCUUUGAGAACACCCACUACCCUGACGUCUUCAUGAGGGAAGCUCUGGCCCUCAGACUGGACCUCAUCGAGGCCAGAGUGCAGGUGUGGUUUCAGAACCGCCGGGCUAAGAUGCGGAGGCAGCUAAAGUUACAGGGCCAGCUAGGAGAGCCAUUUCCCAGGAAGGACAAUGCUGAGGACACAACAACAGACAAACCCAAUAAGAGCUUACCGGAGCUAGGGAGCUCUGACGGCGAGCACUGGGAGAGGAGGCAGGAGAAAGGAAGCUAUCCCUGGACUAAAGUACCUCGUUCUGCUGUGAUGACCACCCCCAUACAGGGUAUGAUUCAGGGGCCAGCAGGGGAAUGGGAGGGGAUGGAGGGGCCCAGUCCAGAAGAGUUCCGCUGCUGUAGCAUUGCCAAGCUGAGGGCCAAGGCCAGGGAGCACGAGGCUGAGAUCCAUAGCACUGUGGCCAGAUCAGGAGGAGGAGAGACAUCAACCGAGAGGCAGGAUGUCUGCGUGCUGCCACAGGCCCAAUGGAAGUGGCUGAAAAAUGACUGGCCCCAAUGA
Messenger RNA from Salvelinus namaycush (lake trout), 858 nucleotides. RefSeq names its product retinal homeobox protein Rx1-like. NCBI's taxonomy places the organism in Eukaryota, Metazoa, Chordata, Actinopteri, Salmoniformes, Salmonidae. Bases 1 to 858 code for a protein of 285 amino acids. The transcript is spliced from 4 exons. Gene Ontology annotation, molecular function: RNA polymerase II transcription regulatory region sequence-specific DNA binding; DNA-binding transcription factor activity, RNA polymerase II-specific. Gene Ontology annotation, biological process: regulation of transcription by RNA polymerase II. The record is from RefSeq and is a predicted model, not a curated record.